UUGCACGUUGACUCGGAACGGGGUCUCGCCGCUUUCGUCCGCGUUGCUGCUGCAGCAGGGUGUGCGCGUGCAUUUCCCGGCGUUCCGAUCGACCCAAGAGCAAGGAUCGGGCCGUCCAUGCCAUCCACAACUGAACCGGUGGGCGUCCCCUCUGCUGCUUCAGCGAAAAUUUUGGAACGCGCGGUGUGGUGUUCGAUCGUGGUCGUUACGUACUUCCGCCUCAAUUUUCGGCAGCGGGCUAGCGACUUCUGGCACCAAGCUUCCGCUGCCGAGCAUAAGGGUCUCUUCGUGAGCGUGGUAACCCUCAUUUUGAUCCUCUACGUGCUCUGCAUAGUGGCGCCGAUGAACGCAGUGGCUGAGUGGGAUACACACUGGCGUGGAGGUUCCAAUGGGAGAAGAACAUCAGGUCCUACUCGCGUACGAUAGCGUAUCGAUUGCGGUUCGUACUAUCGCGAAACAACUGCAGUGCUGCUUUGUGAAAUCGCGUACCGCAAGGAGCGACUACGACUACGGCGAGAGAACCCGUGCCGUCGUGUCUAAGUAUGUGCGGUGGAGCGGGGCCUUCAAACCCUUGUGUACAGAAGUCCGCAACAAGGGACACCGGCAGGGAGGACCAGGCCUAGCGAGUCGCCUGGCCGUUGUUGUCUCUCUUGUGUUUUAGUCGCGGGUGUGAAUGCCCGCAGAGCGGAGAACGAACGCUCUGUGCCGCAAACACAUACGCGUUUACCAUAGGGAGAGCUCACACCUUGAUCGCUGGCGUGUCUUGGCUACACCACGAGGGAUCCCGAGGUUAGGUCAUGCUUUUACUGCUGCAGUCGAGCCCGGCACGUUCAUGAAUCGCGAAUAUCUUGUGUGUACAUGCAUACGAGGAAAGUCGAAUAGAGUACAUGUGGUUUUUGUGGAUUGGGAGCUGACUCGUGACUGCAAUAGGCAGAAGUAUCCAAAAACGAGAUUCUACGAGCGAGGAGGAUAGGAGAUAACUUGUUACCGCGUAAUUUGGGGUGGUGAAGUAGUUCGAACGACUAGCUAGGUGGGGUACAGGCGGGC
Messenger RNA from Ectocarpus siliculosus, 1047 nucleotides. Lineage: Eukaryota; Phaeophyceae; Ectocarpales; Ectocarpaceae. The record is from the annotation of a GenBank genome assembly.